AUGGGGCGUGAGCUGUCGCUGGACUUCUUGCUCUACUUCGUCAGCAUGCACUACGAAUGCUACGAGAUAUGCGAUGUGUUGCCAACUGAGGUUCAACUUGAUGAUGUGCAGCAUGAGGUAGAGGUGCAGCAAGUUAUCAUGCCUGGCAAGUUUUUGAACGGGAAGAUGAUUGAUGUGGAGUGGCCUGACGUUGGGUUUCAGAUCCCCUCUCUGCAGCCGUCCCAGAUGUUCGACGAUGCCAGGUUUGACCCGAAGUACUACGUGCCAGAGGCCAAGAGCGACGUGGAGCACAUCUUCAGGACUUGCAGCUACCAUUGCUUGAUGAAGAUGGGGCUGGCCGAGCAGGCGGAGGACAGCGCCGCGCGGUUGCGCCUCGAGGAGCGCCACGCCGAGGAGCUGCGGGCGGAGCUGGACGGCUGCCGCGGCGAGGCGGGGUGCGAGCUCCGGUCGCUGCGUGAGGAGCUGCGCGCGGCGGAGAGCCGCGAGCGCCUGCGCAGCGGCGAGGCGGCCGCCGAGGCCGAGGAGCUCGUGUGGGUGCGCACCGUCGACAGGGCCGUGCAGAGCGACGCCCCGCAGCCGGCUGGGCCAGGCCCGCCCGCCGAGGGAGAGGCCCGCUCAAGGGCCCUCUCCGCAGAGCUCCUGGCGGCGGCCGAGGCGGCGCUGCCGCGCAGCGACGCCGCGCCCCUCGGAGCGCAGAUCCGGCAGUGGCAGUCGGAGUGGGCGGGCCUCAAGAGGCUGGCGUCGGCGCCGGGGGGCGCGCGCGAGGGGGCGGCGAGCCCGUUCGCGCGGAGCCCGGGCAGCGCCUCGGCUGGUGGCCAGGACGCGUGGCCGUCGCAGCACGCCGGCGGCUUGCCUGCUCCUGGGCACCCCGCACUAAUUCAGGCGCAGGAGCGCGCCGUCCAGCGGCUCGAGAUCGCCGCCCGCGACGCCCGCGCGGGGUGCGAGGCGAGCCGCGCCGUGGCGGCGCUGGGCGCCCUGCCGAGGACCCCCUCGGGCGGCGGCGGCGACGAGGACGGCGACGACGAC
Prorocentrum cordatum is the source of this 1026-nucleotide messenger RNA. The record is from the annotation of a GenBank genome assembly. NCBI's taxonomy places the organism in Eukaryota, Dinophyceae, Prorocentrales, Prorocentraceae.